AUGUCGGAUCUCGACCGCCAAUUCGAUCACCUCUCGCUUCAGACGGGUCAAGCAGGUGUAGUAGGUGCCAACGUUUCCCAUUCCGGCUCAGCCUAUCCAGCAUCGCCCUCAGCUGCACCAGCUUCGCCUUAUCGCAGCCUACACUCUUCAGCUCAGCAGGGUUACGCCCCGACGAGCGGCUUUGCCGGUGCCGUCAAUCCCAACGAGCCUCAGAGCGCAUCCGCUAGGUUCGAGCGCUUCUUUGCUAAUGCAGGUCCUGAAGGAGCUUUUCCAGCCACGAACAGCACAAGCCCACAAGCCGGACCAGGCUCUGGCUUCUCCAAUACCGGCGGCGCUUUUGGCGCAUUUGGUCACUCUCUUUCGGGCGGAGGCGCAGGAGGGAGCGGCCGAUUCGGUUCUCAAAAUGCUGGCAGGGGCUCCACUGGAAGAAGCGGACUCCCCGCGCAGUGGUCCUCACCUGACCCAGCGCUCAACGCAACAGCCGGCGUGCCCCUCACGCCUCAGUCUGGCGGAAGCGCUUUCUUGAAUUCCGCACCAGGCUUCAACAUAGAGGAGGAUAUCAUACCGACUGCUAUCGUCGUCAAGAACAUCCCAUUUAGCGUACCCAAAGAGCAGCUCCUUCAAAUCAUUGAAGACCUGGCCAUCCCCAUGCCUUAUGCCUUCAAUUACCAUUUCGACGGGGGCAUGUUCCGAGGUCUGGCGUUUGCCAAUUUUCGCUCUGGAGAAGAGGCGGAUGCGGUCGUGGCUGCUCUAAACGGAUUCGACGUGCAAGGUCGCAAGCUGCGGGUAGAAUACAAAAAGGUGCUGCAGGCUGGCGAAAAGGAAAGAAUCGAAAAGGAAAAGGCAAUCAAGCGGAUGCAGUCGAUGCAAUUGGAAAAAGAGCGAACUCGUCACAGGGACGAGUGGGAAGCCUCUCAACACGGCUUGCCCGGAUUGCCAGCGCAAGGCUUUGAAUCGUACGCAGGCGCACCAUCCGGCAUCUCGGGUCUGCCCCAGCCAUCUUCUGGUUCCAUCGGUCGCAGCACACACCUCAGCGGUGCCGGCUCGAAUUUGACUAGCCCAACAACGGAAGCACAUCCGCCAACAUCUGCUGGCGGUGCUGGCCAGGUCUCGCCGCUUCCACUCACUGCAGAUAGCUUGCGAGGAAUACCCUCUGCAGGACUGGGUGCCGACACCGGCGCUUUGGCACCUUCGGAACGCAGUGGCGGCGCUAGUGCGCGAACCAAGGAGGAGCUAGAUUUAAAUGAUCCAGCAACACUCGAGAUAUACUCGCGCGUCCUCCUAUUCAAAGACGACCGGAUGCGAGACGAACUCAGCUUUUCUCGAAACUUGAGCCCUUCGGAACGCAGGACUGUGCACCUGGUCGCGCAAAGGCUUGGCCUGUACCAUUACAGCAUGGGCGAAGGCGAGGAGCGAUACGUGAUUGUCACCAAGAACGAGGUAGCGCAGGGUCAUAGGCCACUGCGAUCCCAGGCUUCAACCAUCGGUCGCACGCACAGAGGUGGGCUCGGAGCUCCCGCGGGUGGGUUUGGCGAUGCGUCUGGAUUGCUCUCGCCCAGCGGUGCCGCUACGACUGGACGUGCAGCUGCCCUCCGAGCAAAGAAGUCUGCUCCAGAUAUGAAGCGCUUGCGUGAUCCGGAGAACGGAAGUGGCUACGGAGGCAUCGGUGGUGGAUACGGCCAAGGUGCAGGUCUAGCACCGCCUGGGGUUGGGGCGCUCGCUCGCAAGAGCAAUGGAAAUUUGAGAGAGGGAUACGCAGCCACCAUGGGCCGCUCACCUCGUUCGAACCAUUCGAAUCAAGUAGGCACGAUUGGCAGCGGUACGGGUGGAGCAGCAGGUCUCGCGAAUCUUUUCAAUUCUCCGUUCGACGUUCCACCUGUUCCUAGCCUUCCCGCCACUUCUUCGGGAGGUUAUCACGGCAGCGGCCAUGCUUCUUCACCCUCUGGAGGAUUUGGCGGAAGCAUUCGUCAACCUCGAGGCCCGCCUACACCGGGCUCUCACGAAGCCAAAAACUUCGCACCCCGCGCAAGAGUCACGCUGGGAGCGAGCUCCGGUGCACAGGUCGCUGCGGCAGCUGCAGCAGCAGAGGCGGAUGCUGCCUAUUUGCCCACCAUCACCCACUCCGCGGAGGACUAUGGAACGCAUGCAGGCUUGAGCAGGGAUGAUGUUCAGUCGCACGAGCCGCUCGAGAUUUGA
This is a messenger RNA of Ceraceosorus guamensis, 2196 nucleotides long. RefSeq lists its product as hypothetical. The coding region runs from base 1 to 2196 and encodes 731 amino acids. Gene Ontology annotation, cellular component: nucleus; cytoplasm. The transcript has 2 exons. The record is from RefSeq and is a predicted model, not a curated record. Gene Ontology annotation, molecular function: mRNA binding. Lineage: Eukaryota; Fungi; Basidiomycota; Exobasidiomycetes; Ceraceosorales; Ceraceosoraceae.